GCCGCUUCGGGCCGCGCUCGGUUCCUCUCCACCUGCCGGCGCGCGGCGCUGGCCAUGGGCAGCUGCGGGCCGGGGGGCGGUGGCGCGGGGCCCCGCUGAGCCCGCCGGGCGGGCAUGGGCGACCGCGAACGCAACAAGAAGCGGCUGCUGGAGCUGCUGCAGGCAGCGGGCACCGGCAACGCGCACUGCGCCGACUGCGGGGCGGCGGAUCCCGACUGGGCCUCUUACAAGCUGGGCAUCUUCAUCUGUCUGAACUGCUCCGGGGUCCACCGCAACUUCCCCGACGUCAGCAGAGUCAAAUCCGUGAGACUGGACUUCUGGGACGACAGUAUCGUGGAGUUUAUGACCCACAAUGGGAAUCUGCGUGUGAAGGCCAAGUACGAAGCCAGAGUCCCUGCCUUCUACUACGUCCCCCAGGCCAGUGACUGCCUGGUCUUAAAGGAACAAUGGAUUCGAGCUAAGUAUGAGAGACAGGAGUUCAUGGCUGAUGGGAAAACCCUCUCACCCCCAGGGAACAGAGAAGGGUUCCUGUGGAAGCGAGGAAGGGACAACGCGCAGUUCCUGAAGAGGAGGUUUGUCCUCCUGGCCAGAGAAGGUCUCCUGAAGUACUACACCAAGGAGGAGGGUAAGGGACCCAAAGCUGUCAUCAGCAUCAAGGACUUGAACGCCACCUUCCAGACCGAGAAGAUCGGGCACCCCCAUGGGCUGCAGAUAACCUACAGAAAAGAGGGUCACCUCCGGAACCUGUUCGUGUACCACGAAAGCGGCAAGGAGAUAGUGGACUGGUUCAAUGCCCUCCGAGCAGCUCGCCUGCAAUACCUGAGGGGAGCCUUUCCCGAGCUCCCCGAGUCCGAGCUCGCGUCCCUCAUCACCUGGAACUACCUCAAACAAGGCUUCAUGGAAAAGACUGGCCCGAAGCACAGAGAACCUUUCAAGAAAAGGUGGUUUGCCUUGGACCCCCAGGAGCGCAGGCUGAUCUACUACAAGCACCCGCUGGAUGCCUUUGAGCAGGGCCAGGUGUUUCUGGGGAGCAAGGAGCAGGGGUACGAGGUGCACGAGGACCUGCCCAAGGGCGUGCGGGGGAACCGCUGGAAAGCCGGCCUCACCGUGGUCACCCCCGAGCGCAGAUUCAUCCUCACCUGCCCCAGCGAGAAGGAGCAGCGGGAGUGGCUGGAGAGUUUCUGGGACGUCCUGGGCCGCCCCCUGACACCCCUCAACCUUCUCACAGCGUCCACAGAUGGUGCCAGCCACAGCAGGUGACCCAUGAAGGCUUGUGCUGGUCACUAGCCACCCGGAGCUCCAGUGGAAAGGAGGAAUUCUCGCUUCAACCCUAGUGUCCCUGCAGGCGUGUCCUGCUGUGGGCAGCCAGCGCUGACAGCAAGUGUGCAGAGACUGAAGAUUCUGCCUUUACCUGCUGGUUCCUGGGGCCUCCAGACUGUCCUGCCUUGGAGGUCAGGGAUCUAGGAGCUGUCCUCAGGACUUCCGAAGUAAAGGCAUUGCAAUGAAAAGGGGCAGCGAUGGCACCACACAAGUGGCAUGUUGCUCCAAAGCAAUAAAGAUUUUAAUCAGGAUCACGAAGAGAGACCAUGAAGAAAGAAUUGGGCAAAGCCACGUUUGGGAUUCUCCACAACACAGCUGGGCCAGACUCUAAAAAUAAAAGAUAAAGUAGGCUUCCCCAAGACAGGGGCAUAACAACCGAGCACAACCCAUACUUCUUGAGUGGAUCCUGAACUACAUAGUAAUAGGGAGAUAAAGAACAUAAUUAAAAUCAGUAGCUGGGGGCUGGAGUGAUAGUUCGGCAGGUCGGGCCCUUGUUUUGAUCUCUGGCACUGCAUAGGUAUCCAGACUACCACUAGGAGUGACCCCUGAGCGCAGAGCAUGGGUGAGCCCUGAGCACUGGGUGUGGCUCCAAAAACAAAAUAAAAUACAUAGUAGGGAAGAUCUGAAUGUGGAUGGAUAUUAGCUAAAAGCAUAAGAUUAUAAUACUUCUGUAUUUGUAGAGGAGAAUGUCUGGGGGGAAAUGUAAUAUCUACAGUUGACUUAUGUAGUUCAGCAAAAAGAAGUGUCUGUGUACAUACAUAUGUAAAAAGUAUAUACAUAUAUCUCUAAUGUGAGAAUAUACAGAGUGCAAGAGAGAAAACGGGCCUUUGUGCAAAUGUCAGCAACUAACAAGUGUAGAUGAAGUAUAGGUGGUCUUUCCGGUUCUAUUUGUGCACAUUUUCUAUAAAUGUAAAAGUUUUCAAAUUAAAAGCUGGGGAAAAAUUUUUACAUAACCUCUACUUUUCACUCUUCAAAUAUGGUUUAUCUACAUGGAUCUAAAAGUUUCCUAGAGGUACUGGGGCAAUAGUACAGUGGGUAGGACGUUUGCCUUGCACGUGGCCGACUCAGGUUUGACCCCAGCAUCCCAUAUGGUCUCCCAAGCACUGCCAGGACUAAUGCCUGAGUGCAGAAACAAGAGUAAUCCCUGAGCAUCUCUGGGUGUGAUCCAAAAAGCAAAAACAAGGGGGCUGGAGCGAUAGCAUAGCGGGUAGGGUGUUUGCCUUGCACGCGGUUGACUGGGGUUCAAUUCCCAGCAUCCCAUAUGGUUCCCUGAGCACCGCCAGGAGUGAUUCCUGAGUGCAGAGCCAGGAGUAACCCCGGUGCAAUGCCAGGUGUGACCCAAAAAGCAAAAAAAAAAAAAAACAGACAAAAACAAAAAGCAAAAACAAAAUAAACAAAAAAUCCGAAUGGUUCCUGGAGGCAUUCUAUCUAUCAUUGUAAACAUUUCAGAUGCAUCAAAGUUUGGCUAAUAAAAACAACAAAACAAACCAACUAAUCAAACCCUAUUGUCUGCAUAUCGCCAUGCCCUGGAAGAAGAAAAACUGAGGAGAAUACUUCCUCAGGUCCCUGGGCUGACAAGUACCCAGUCCAUGUGCCAGGGGCUGCUUUGCCAUAAACCAGAAAUCUAGGAAAACUGUACAGUGGGCAAGGCUCUCAGAUACCAGGAUGAGGAAGUUGAGUCUAACUUGAAAUUCAACGGAGGCAACAAGGGUUUUGAGCACCUACCAGGCGCCAUCUUUGUGCCCAACUCUGGGAAUAGUCUGGAAUCACAAGAUCUGGUUCCUGCUGUCAGAGAUGACAGUGCCAAGACCUCAGCAGCCUCAGAGGCACUGUGAGACAAUGAGGUGAGUGUUCAGAAAGGGGAAGUCUAGGCUGCCAAGGGAGUGUGUGGUAACAGGGCUGCGCUGAGUGGGUGAGGGAAGCCUCCUUCAUUUGCAGAAAGACUGAGGAGGCUGGGGUUUACCUCGUGUUAGAGCAUAAGACAGACA
Sorex araneus (European shrew) is the source of this 3308-nucleotide messenger RNA. It is a transcript of the gene ADAP2, whose product is annotated as ArfGAP with dual PH domains 2. Gene Ontology annotation, molecular function: GTPase activator activity; phosphatidylinositol bisphosphate binding. The transcript is spliced from 11 exons. Lineage: Eukaryota; Metazoa; Chordata; Mammalia; Eulipotyphla; Soricidae. Gene Ontology annotation, cellular component: intracellular membrane-bounded organelle; plasma membrane. Bases 115 to 1260 code for a protein of 381 amino acids. The record is from RefSeq and is a predicted model, not a curated record. Gene Ontology annotation, biological process: positive regulation of GTPase activity.